Lonchura striata (white-rumped munia) is the source of this 5338-nucleotide messenger RNA. Lineage: Eukaryota; Metazoa; Chordata; Aves; Passeriformes; Estrildidae. The record is from RefSeq and is a predicted model, not a curated record.
CAGCUGUGCGGGCAGGGCGAGGGAGGGGAGGAAGGGGCAGGAGGGAGGAGGGAAAAGGGAAGGCGGAGACGGGGCCAGCCCGAGGAAAUCAAGCGGCCCCGACAUGAAUUAGGCAGCGGCUGCAGAGGGGAGGGCCCCCUCCCCCGCUCGCUCGCUGGUCCCGCACGGCGCCGGCAGGAGCAGCGCCGCCCCGCUCGGAGCGGCGGCUCGGGGCGCGCACGCACGCACGGACCGGCGGCGGCCGGCGGGAGGGCGGGGGGGCCGGCAGAUGAAGAUGGCAAUGUCUGUGAUCCAAGCGUGCCGCAGCCUGGCGCUCUCAACAUGGCUGCUGUCCUUUUGUUUCGUGCAUCUGCUGUGCCUGGACUUCACCGUGGCCGAGAAGGAGGAGUGGUACACGGCCUUCGUCAACAUCACCUACGCCGACCCGGCAGCUGGCAGCGCCGAGCUCCGCAGCGAGAAGAGCGAGUGCGGGCGCUACGGCGAGCAGUCGCCCAAGCAGGACGCCCGCGGGCAGGUGGCCCUCUCUGCCUCGCCCGCCGACCGCUACGCCUGCGACCCCGGCACCCGCUUCAACGCCCCGGCACCGGGCAAGAGCUGGGUGGCCCUGAUCCCGCGGGGAAACUGCACCUACAAGGACAAGAUCCGCCACGCCGCCGCCCAGAACGCCUCCGCCGUCGUCAUCUAUAACGUGGGCUCCAGCAACGCCAACGAGACCAUCACAAUGCCCCACGCAGGCUUAGAAGAUGUUGUAGCAAUAAUGAUUCCUGAACCCAAAGGAAAAGAGAUAGUGAGCCUCCUGGAGAGGAACAUUACUGUGAUGAUGUACAUAACCAUCGGGACACGCAACCUGCAGAAGUACGUCAGCAGGACCUCAGUGGUGUUCGUCUCCAUCUCCUUCAUUGUGUUGAUGAUCAUCUCCUUGGCAUGGCUGGUCUUCUACUACAUCCAGAGAUUCCGCUACGCAAAUGCCAGAGACAGAAAUCAGCGCCGGCUUGGAGAUGCUGCGAAGAAAGCAAUCAGCAAGCUGCAAGUCAGGACCAUCAGGAAAGGUGACAAGGAGACUGAGCCAGACUUUGAUAACUGUGCUGUUUGUAUCGAAGGCUACAAGCCCAAUGAUGUUGUCAGGAUAUUGCCUUGCAGGCAUCUUUUCCACAAGUCCUGUGUAGACCCCUGGCUGCUAGACCAUCGUACCUGCCCGAUGUGUAAAAUGAAUAUUCUAAAAGCUCUAGGGAUUCCGCCAAAUGCAGAUUGCAUGGAUGAUAUACCUCCGGACUUAGAAGCAUCCAUAGGAGGACCACCGACCAACCAGAUCACAGGAGCCAGUGACAUUACAGUGAACGAGAGCUCGGUGGCCCUGGACCCCCCGGCCCGGCCCGUGGGAGCGCUGCAGGUCAUCCAAGACGUGGGCUCCUUUCCCCAGGCUGGCGAGGGUAACUUCACAACAAGCAAUGACCAGGAGCCAGCAGUCAGCAGUGAUUCAGAUAUUUCGUUAAUUAUGGCGAUGGAGGUUGGACUCUCCGAUGUGGAGCUUUCCACUGAUCAAGACUGCGAAGAGGUGAAAUCUUGAAAAACAGAGAUCCCACACUAAACUGCAGGGGAGUGUCACAGUUCUACCUGCAGGUUCACUCAGGGAAGAUGUUGUUCCAUCCCUGUCCUCAAGCAUUCUGCAGCUCUGAGCACUGUUAAGCGAUGAUGAGGGCAAAGCUGGGUUACACAUCACUGAAGCCUGAACUUAGGAAAGCACUUAGGUAAAUGUUUUAUUCCAUCCUUCUUCAAAGAAACACAAUUAAUUUUGGACUUGUAUCAAAAUUGCAUUAUUUUGAACAAGUCUUCUAUGAGCAUAAUUAAGCGCCUGUGUCAAAAAGAAAUGUUUUUCUGAAGCUUGACCUGACUGACAAUAUAUAACCCGUGAACUACCUUGGGAAUUUGAGGUGCUUCAUAAACAUUAAGACCCCCUGGCAUGUGUUUGUAACAUGUAUGAAAGCCUUAAUUCUGUAUAUCUGUGUGCCCAUGCACACCUUGGUACUGCUGCCCACUAAGCCUGGGCAUUAAGUAGGUGGGGCUUAGCUGCUGGGGAUGCAGUACUGGCUGUUCAGAAGGGAGAGCAGCCUUUAGCAUGCAGCCAGGAAAGAGAAAAAUCCUCUAGAGCCCUCUGACAAGCAAGUGUUCAUGGAUAUAAUUCUGCAGGCUGGCACCAUGACUGAGUGGGGGGCACCUCCUGCACAGGGGCAGUGGCCAGGGGAUUGUGUGGCUCCCAGGAAAAGGCACUCUUUUCAUUGAGUUGGUCCUGUACUUCUCCCAGCAAUUCCUGUCUUGUCAUCUGAAGCACUUGUCCAUGAGCAAGUGGUAGGUGGGAGAAACAUUUGCCUUAGUGAGGCUCAUCAUCACUCAGGCUGGGUUGCAGGAUAAAACCUGGUGAGACAGAAACUGUACUCAGAGAAUACUUGGAUUUUUGGGUUUCACUAAGGUGCCUUCCCAAAGGUCUGUUCAAUAGGUCCAAAGGUCUGUUCAAUAGGUAGGAUGCAUAUGCAUAGGCAGAAUUUUGCACUCACAAACGACCUGAUGUGUGCAUGCAGAUGUGCAAGGCACCAGGUCUACAUCCCUUCCCCACAGCUCACCUAUUCUGGUGAGGAUACAGAUCUGGCACUUACUGAGAGUUUGGGGUUUUUUUAUUUUCUGACUGCUUUAAAGCCCUAAAACCAGGAUCAGGACUAUCAUAGCACUGCAGUUCACUCUUUAAGCACUCUAUAGAAUUAACUUGACAUGUAUGCAUAUGAAAGUGCAUUGAUGUGAGUAUGGAAACUGUACUGUUGUGAAAUCAGAAGCAGUUGUCAUUUUUAGGCAUUUUAUUUGAGGUAGAUUGUGUCACAAAGAAAAAGGUUUUAUAGAGGCAAUUUGGAAAAAGAAAUUACUGAAAUCACAUAUGAUAAGUGGUCCUUGGAUCUCACUAAGGACCCUUGGAUCAAAUCCCAAGGAAGUCAUUGCAAAAAGUUGUUGGGGUGCAUCAUUUUGCAGGACUAAAAUGGCAGAGAAAUCCACCCUAUUCCUUCCCAGCCCAUCUCACAAGUGUUUGUCCAAGGGUGAGCCUUUGUUGCAGGGAAAGGAGAUCAUGGGAUCAAACCUGCUGCUUCCUUUCCUGUGUUUUGUGCUGCCAGUAUCUCUCAGAGCAGGUUGGAGAAGGGAAGAGAUCUUGCCCAAGUUCAUCUCCAGGGCCCCAUGAGAAACAGGCCAGGGGCUUUCAGCAGGCUGGGACAGCCAAGCUUCUUCAUGGCUGGUGCUGACCCUGGCACUGGAACUUUGUUGAUGAGCACUGAGCCCAUGUGGACUCAUCUGUUUUGUAGCUGCAAAAACGUGUGAGUGUAUUUGGGGCAGCAGCAUGGCAGUGAAUGGGUUUGGUUAGAGUAAGCAGGGGACACAACGGGGACUGGUUUAGGGCUGAGAGAAAAUGGGGCUGGAGGUGUUUCUUUCACAGGAUUCUUAAACAGGGGGAAUUGAUCCAAAAUAAGAACUGCUUUCAUUUUACCAAGCUGUAACCUGAACUAAUUGAUAGUUUCAGAGAAUGAGGGAUGUCAGAUGGACUGUUCAGGGAGGAUUUGUUUGUGAAGCAGAUGGCAGCUGCAGGUUGGGGCAGGGAGUGAGGGUGAGGGCUGCCCCUUUGCCGUGUCACUUACCCCACUGGGCUGGACACCCUCUUGGCCUCUUUAUCUGCCCAUUUCUUUUUCAAGGAAACACCCUUCUAAGCGGGAGCUGUAUUUCAAAGGGAGAAAUAAAGAAAUGAAAGAUGUGGAUUUUGAAUGAAAAGCCAAUGGAUGAUUUUUCCAUCUGAAAUUAAUCUUCUCUCUCUCAAACAUUUUAAUUGUGAAUUGGUGGAAGUUACUUCUUUCUGUAGUGAAUGGAAAAAGAAAAAAAGAAGGGGAAAAAAAAGUAGUAAUAGUCUUUUCCCUUUCUUGUGUAUUUCUUGAUUCUUGGUCCUGAGUAGCAUUAAACAUAACAGCCCGAUCAAGAUGCUUGUUUGCUCUGAAUGUAUACAGUUAUUUCAGAUGUCAAAUAUCUAAAUGUUUUAUAUGUGUAUGUAAUGCCAUCCUCAACACUUGUUUCAUGUUAGGAACCUGAAAUGACUGUACCAUUUUAUAAUUAGAUAUGUAAAGAGGGGACAGUGGGUGGGAGGGUCUGUUAUUUUUAUACCAAGAUGUUCCUUGUAUUUAGUGAACAUUUAAAAUGGUUUUGUACUUGUCAAAAUAUACAUUCCGUCCAUUUCCAGAAGAGAAUUAUUUCUAUUUAGAGUAGUUUAUAAGCAAACCAAAAUAAAAAGGUGACAUCCCACUUAUAUGCAGUUCCUGAACAAAGCAUCAGGAUCCUGGUUUUCAAUGAUGGCUACAAAGCUUUUUCCAGCCAUGUCUCUUCUCACAUGCAGCAGAGCCAUACCAGCAAAUGCCAGUGUUAUAAAGGGAAUUCAAAUCCCAGACGAAAUAAAUACCACAUGGAUCAGUGCACAGCUUAACAAAAUAACUUCAUUAAAUUCAGAGACAAUGGUCUGUCCCAGUGAAAUUCUCCAAAGUAAUCAGUCCUGCUCUGGGCAGCAGGGGCAGAUUUACUGGGAGGCUUCAGUUCUCUGUCCCUUGCCUGGCAGAGCCACCAGCCUCAACAAGCUGGGGGGAUGCAGGGUUGUUAUACUCCUGCACUGUGGCUCUGGCUAUGCUGCAGCUUUGGUUUGGGAAACACCUACCAAAAGGUCAUGGCAAAGUCAUACUGUGGCAUUUUUGGGAAUGGAUGGCAUGGGCCAUCCUUUUUCUUGUAGUUGGCUUUUUCAUUCCCUCCCUUUCCCCGCUACCUGUGACGUGCUGCCAAAGCUGUGCAGUAGUAGUUUGUGAAGAUUUGUUUUUUGCCUUUUUUCCCUUCUGUACAAUCUUGCAUAUAAACUUUUAACUCUUUGCUGACAUUUUAUAACAUAGACAUCUUCCUCUCCAAUGCACUUUAUCUCUCUUGAAAAAUGUGGGAGUCGGAGAACUACCAUCUGAAAGGGAUUUGCCUGAAAUCAUGAGACACAUACUUUUUAUUGUUUUCUGUCCUUUUUGCUUUGUUAGAUACUGUAAAUGCUAAAGAGCAUAGACAGUGACUCAGCUGGGGGAAAGGGGGAAAUACCAAAAUGUUGAGGCUAAUAUUUGGAAGCAUUAAUCAGUAGUCCAAUAUGGCUAUUUUUGUUAUAUAAAGGAUUAUAAUGUAAAUAUGUGAGACUGUGUUAUUACGUACUAGUAAAAUAUUGCAACUCUCAAAGUUGAGAUGGUGAAUUCCAAGGAAUUUUAUUGCAAGUUUUUUAAUAAAACGAAUCUGAUUAUUG